Messenger RNA from Fraxinus pennsylvanica, 3483 nucleotides. Lineage: Eukaryota; Viridiplantae; Streptophyta; Magnoliopsida; Lamiales; Oleaceae. The record is from the annotation of a GenBank genome assembly.
AUGAAGAAAAGCGGGAGCGGGAACAGUAUGGUUGAUAAGGGUCGGACCUUACCGGUGGAUCCCAAUCUCCCGCGAUUUCUCUGCCAGAACUGUCGCCAGAGCCUCUGCAUCGAUUCUUACGACAAAUUCUUCGCCUCCGGGCUGCAGGGUUCUUCAAUCCAUGGGACUGGUAGCGUUUUAGGUUCAACACGUGCGGACCAUUCAUUUGUCAUGUUGCCAAAGGAAAGGAAUCAGGUAGCAGGGGUCUCUCCUCGUCCUCGAGGUGGAGUAGUGCAGCCUGAUGCUACCCAGUCUGGGAAAGCAAUAGAAGAGUCAUUUGUGGUGUUACCUCCACCAGCUGCUUCAGUGUACAAAUGUGAGUUUGGAGUUGAUGGAGGCGGGUCCAAUUUGCCAUCACCUGAGGGUGGCUCAACUAAUGCUCCUUCACAACCACAUAAUUCAGGCUUUCACUCGACAAUAACUGUCCUGAAGCGCGCAUUUGAGAUUGCCACAACUCAAACACAGGUUGAGCAACCUUUGUGUCUUGAGUGCAUGCGUGUGUUAUCUGAUAAACUUGAUAAGGAGGUUGAAGAUGUGAACAGGGACAUAGAAGCCUAUGAAGCCUGCCUUCAGCGAUUGGAAGGGGAAACAAGAAAUGUUCUUAGGGAGGCUGACUUUCUUAAGGAGAAAUUAAAGAUAGAAGAAGAAGAACGGAAACUUGAAGCAGCUAUUGCAGAAACAGAGAAGCAGUGUGCAGGUGUCACUGCUGAACUGAAGGAACUAGAGUUAAAAUCUAGUCGCUUUAAAGAAUUGGAGGAGCGGUAUUGGCAGGAAUUCAAUAACUUUCAGUUUCAAUUGACCACACAUCAGGAGGAGACAGAUGCAAUUAUGGCCAAGAUUGAAGUUUCACAAGCUCAUUUAGACUUGUUGAAACAUACGAAUGUGCUCAAUGAUGCCUUCCCUAUCUGGUAUGAUGGAGAUUUUGGAACGAUUAACAACUUCCGCCUGGGAAGACUUCCUAAGAUUCCGGUUGAAUGGGAUGAGAUAAAUGCUGCAUGGGGCCAAGCUUGCCUUCUCCUCCAUACGAUGUCUCAAUAUUUCAGGCCAAAGUUUCAAUAUCGAAUUAAAAUUAUUCCCAUGGGAAGUUAUCCUCGCAUAAUGGAUAGCAGCGGCAAUACUUAUGAACUCUUUGGUCCUGUCAAUCUGUUUUGGAGUACUCGCUAUGACAAAGCGAUGACAUUGUUCUUAACCUGCCUGAAGGAGUUUGCUGAGUUUGCAAAGGCAAAGGAUGUAGAAAACAAUGUUUCUCCUGAGAAAUGUUUUAAGCUUCCGUACAAGAUUGAAAAUGACAAGGUCGAAAAUUACUCCAUUACCCAAAGCUUCAAUAAACAGGAAAAUUGGACAAAAGCUCUUAAGUACACUCUCUGCAAUUUGAAAUGGGCUCUCUACUGGUUUGUAGGGAAUACCAAUUUCCAGCCUCUAAAUGCAUCGGUCUCGCCUCACACUGCAGCAUCGGGCUCAGGCUUGCAGAACAAAAAGAAGUUGAUAGUGGAGAUUGAAAAGGCAAAAGAAGCCAGAGAUGGGAGACCAUCUGUUGGACCAGUUUACAGAAAUGUGUUGGCGAAGGAUGGAUUUAGGCCACUGGAUCAAGGUCUUGAGAGUUGCUGGGAUAUGUUUAGUGAAUCUGUAAAGAAAUACCCGAAUAACCGAAUGCUUGGUGAGCGUGAAACUGUCAAUGGGAAGACUGGUGAAUAUGUGUGGUUAACUUACAAAGAAGUUCAUGAUUUAGUUUUACAAGUUGGAGUCUCCCUUCGCAAUUGUGGUGUAGAACAGGGAGGUAGAUGUGGAAUCUAUGGUGCCAAUUGCUCGAAUUGGGUUAUAAGUAUGCAGGCUUGCAAUGCUCAUGGUCUCUAUUGUGUUCCGCUAUAUGAUACUUUAGGUGCUGGUGCAGUUGAAUAUAUCAUCUGUCAUGCGGAGAUUUCAUUAGUAUUCGUAGAGGAAAACAAGAUUUCAGAGGUGUUGAAAACAUUUCCCAACACCAAAAAAUACUUGAAAUCUCUUGUAAGCUUUGGAAAUGUUACUUUCGAACAGAAGGAGGCGGCUGGAAAUUUUGGUGUAAAAAUAUAUUCUUGGAAUGACUUUUUGCUUCUGGGAUUGAACAAGCAAUUUGAUAUUCCAAUAAAGAAGACGACGGAUAUCUGCACAAUAAUGUACACAAGUGGAACGACAGGUGAUCCAAAAGGAGUAAUGAUUUCCAAUGAGAGUAUCCUUUCUAUUGUUUCAGGAGUGAAUCACCAUCUAGAGAGCAUGAACGAAGAGUUUAGUGAGACAGAUGUAUAUUUGUCCUAUCUCCCUUUAGCUCACAUAUUUGAUCGAGUCAUUGAGGAACUCUUUAUCUCAAAAGGUGCCUCAAUCGGAUUUUGGCAUAAGGACAUUAAACAGUUGAUUGAUGACAUCAAAGAGUUAAAACCAACUGUACUGUGUGCUGUUCCUCGUGUGUUGGACAGGAUAUAUUCAGGUUUGGUAGAAAAGAUUUCUUCGACAGGGGUCAUCAAACAUGCACUGUUCAACCUUGCUUAUUCCUACAAACUGCGAAACAUGAGUAAAGGCUAUAAGCAUGUAGAAGCAGCUCCAGUAUUCGACAAAAUUGUUUUUAGCAAGGUGAAAGAAGGUCUAGGAGGGAAAUUACGUCUUAUCCUUUCUGGAGCAGCACCACUUUCUUCCAAUGUGGAAACAUUUUUACGAGUUGUGACGUGUGCUCAUGUUCUUCAAGGAUAUGGUCUAACAGAAACCUGUGCUGGAUCGUUUGUUGCACGACCAGAUGAAAUGUCCAUGAUUGGUACAGUUGGCCAGCCAUUGCCAGUUGUAGAUGUGUGCAUGGAAUCUGUUCCUGAAAUGGGGUACGACGCCCUUGCAAGUACUCCUCGUGGAGAAAUAUGUAUUAGGGGGAAGUGCUUGUUCACAGGAUACUACAAGCGGGAAGAUCUCACCAAAGAGGUCCUCGUUGAUGGAUGGUUCCAUACAGGGGAUGUUGGUGAAUGGCAGCCCGAUGGGAGCUUGAAGAUAAUUGAUCGCAAGAAAAACAUUUUCAAGCUUUCCCAAGGAGAAUACAUAUCGGUUGAGAAUCUGGAGAGCAUUUACUCUCUUGCAUAUAAUAUUGACGCGAUAUGGAUCUAUGGCAAUAGCUAUGAGUCAUUUCUUGUUGCUGUUGUCAACCCAAGUAUGGAAGCUCUUGAACAUUGGGCUGAAGCUAAUGGAAUUGCUGGAGAUUUCAAUAGCUUGUGUGAAAAUCCAAAAGCAAAAGCAUAUAUUCUUGGAGAACUGAACAAGAUCGGUAAACAAAAGAAGUUGAAGGGAUUUGAGUUUGUCAAAGAUGUCCACCUUGACCCGACACCAUUUGACAUGGAACGUGAUCUUUUGACGCCGACGUACAAGAAGAAGAGAGCCCAAUUUUUCAAAUAUUACAAGAAUGUCAUUGAAGAUAUGUACAAAACCAGCAAAUAA